AUGUGCUUUACCAACGGUUCCAUGUUUUCCCGCUUUCCCACCAGUGCUCUGGGCCAGUUUGGCCUGUGCCGCUCAAUGGUGAUCUCAGUUAUCGAUACAUCUGCGCGCGUACCGGUGGAGGAGCCAGCUGUGGAGCCUGCUCCAGCGGAGGCCCCUGAUGACAACCUGUCUCUUGGCGAGAAGCUGCGGCAGGCUGUCAUGAGCGGCAGCCAGGACGACCUCAAGCGACUCUUUGAGCAGUGCUCCCGGGCGCCGCCGAAGAAGGCUGUGGACGCUGAUCACUUGGCAGCCUUUGCAGCCUUUGACGAUCUCCUCAAGCCCCCCGAGGAGGUAGAGCCAGCAGUGCGGCCACCUGAAGGAGCGCAGGGUCAUUCCUGGCCGCCGCCAGGAGGGUCAGGAGGAUUUGCAGGGGACCUUCUUGGUGACGGUCCAUCGACCUCUGUGGCCAGGAUUCCCGCUGAAGCACAGUCGGAGACAGCCGAGGCUGCAGCACAAUCCAACGGUCAGCUGGGUUCUGGUCCGGCCAUGUUCUUCAUAGGAGACGACCCACAAGAAGAAACACCAGACUUCGCGGCUCUGGCUGCUGGUGGUGGUGGUGGGGCCGAGCCACGGCUGACUCCACGGCGGGUCGAACAGCUCAUGUCCAACGGCACGGGCAGCAACUUAACUCCGCAGCAGCUGGAAAGACUGUCGCCACAGGAGCUUCUACAGCUUCAAGCGAUGAUCUCCAGCGCGUUGCAGGCAAGAGCCCCCCCGCCUCAGCCUGUAUCUUCCAUGCGGAGCCCCGCACCCGCCCCUUGGCAAGCAACGGCUUACAGGCCUGCAGAUCGCAUCGCAUCCUUCGAUCUAGCGCAGAAAGAUCCUGAGCAACAAGCUCCGUUCGGCGAGCUUCUGGACAUGUUCCAGAAGAAGAACACAUUGGGUUCAAGCUGA
Symbiodinium necroappetens is the source of this 933-nucleotide messenger RNA. The record is from the annotation of a GenBank genome assembly. NCBI's taxonomy places the organism in Eukaryota, Dinophyceae, Suessiales, Symbiodiniaceae.